CACAAAUUUAGCUGUAACAGCUUCAACAACUCAAUCACAACCACCCAGAAUCGUUAGUUCUAUAGCGAAAACUAUGGCAACAAUCCACAUGGCACGCCCUACAAGUCCUUAUACCUCAAGCAGUUCCGAUACCGAUUCGAUUAUUGCGAGUGUACCCUCCGGAACGGCACUCCGGAGGCUCUACUUUAAAACUGCAAAAACAAGCAAAAUGAGUAACACUGCACAACAUAAAAACUCGUCCACCGUUCCCAAAGUAAUUGUAAUGAAUUCAUCAUGCAAUUCUACCAUCAAUACAUCAACUGAAUCGGCUUCAACUCAUUUGACCAAUAUCACCACAACCACAGAUACGGAAACAUGUGAUUCGUUGGAUUUAGGCGACGGUGACAUAAUUGAACAGCGUGAGCCUUUGUUAAGUGAAAGUCAAGACGAUUCGUUGACCCUUUCAGGCCAUCAAGAUUCAUCAUCAACAAUGGAAGACGAUAAGAAUACAAUCAUCAUUAAUGCAAACGAUGAUUUGGAAGAAUCCAUCACGCCACUUUUGGGUGAUGAUGGUGAGAAUAGUCGUAAAGAGCAAAUUCUCAACGCUCGAAAAUAUUCGAUCCUUUAUCCACACACAGCACCGCCUCUUGGACAAACAACUACAGAGUCUUCAUUCUCUUUUGAUCCGCCACCAUCGCCUAGAAGUGCACGUAGUGCUGAAAAAUCUACGACAUUAUUUUCAUUCGAUCCUGUUGCUAUGGUUCCAUCAAAUGAACUGAGUGCUGGUAAUAAAUCUUCCACAAGAACAAAUGUGGAGAAUAAAGAGAAUGUACGAGAAAGUGACAUGAACAAAGUGUCGAAAAAUACGAAUAAAACGGAAAUCAAACGAGAACGUCGCUUCAGCACUAAAUGUGAGCUUUUCACAAAUAUAUUCAGCAUUAAAGAUUCAUCAUCAACGGCCAACAAAGAGAAGAACAGCGACAUGUCUACAAAGACGUCAAAAAAGACUAACUCUGCCCCGGUUCACCGCAAAAACUCGAGCAUAAGUCAGAGUAAAUUUGAUACAGAUGAAUCAUCUUCAACCGGAGGCACAACAAGCGACUUGACAAUGUUUCCGUUCGAUCGCGAAGCAAUUGAUUAUGAACGAAUUCAACGAGAAUGUUUUGCGGUUGAAGAAGAGUUCAAUAAUGACGCGUUUAUAGCGAAAAGUUCUUUUCCUUACGAUUACGACACCGAAGAUAGUCCGUCUUACGAAGCACUCGAUCAACAAGAAGGCAUUUUCCAACAAUACGCAAUUCUCUCGCAACAGGAAAAAGAACGACAAAACAAAAAACGUGAACAGUCACCAGCGGAGAUGAAAACUCUGAGUAAGAUCGAUCAUAUCAAUCGUAAAUUAAACGAGACGUCGGCACUUAUACACGAACAACCAAGUUCGGGUGCUACAUCACCAAUUCCCGAUCUGAAAAUUGACUUUUUCUCUGAACCGUCAGUAUUAGUUAAAACAUUGUCGACUUUCCCGAGAGAAAAUGAAAAUAAGAAUUCUGAUGCAUUGGAUAGAUGCCAAAAAGAUUCAACGUCAUCAUUUAGCAGUAAGAGUAGUAAUACGAACACCACCAAAUCGACUAACAACGGGAGUAUAAAUUUAACAUCAAAUCCCAUGAGUACCGCAGUUUGUACAACACCUCGCGCGACUAUUGUCGUUCAACAAGCAUCAUUAAGCUUAGACUAUUCAGUUGAGACAGUAUUAUUGAAAAACGAAUGUGACUUUAUCAGUGUCGAGCAGGGAAAAGAGUCAUCGAGAAAGAAGAAGCAACGUGACGAAAACAUUAGACAAUUGCUUGAUGUGACAAAUAAAACCACAUUGACAACAGAGGAAAUGCGUGAUUUUGAGAUGAGAUAUGGAUCGCCACACCACACAAGAUCACAGUCAGUCAAAAUGCCAGGCUCGAGAGCGUCGGGACGACCAAAUCAACUCUGCUUGCCUCAACAACGAUCUAGAGUGGCAUCGAUGCCAAACACAGGCGUUGAGGAAGAAUAUUAUCGGCUGAGACAUUUUUCAAUAACUGGCAAAGGUAUCGUAAAUCGCGGUGAUUCUUUAAAAAGUCGACGUAGCAAAUCAAAUAAUAGCGUUGCCAGUUCAAACUCCAGUACGGAACAUUUAACGACAGCAGCAAAUGUAGGCGAUUCAGCUAGAACAAGUUUAGCUUCAAGUAGAGAAAGUAGUACAUCGGCGCAAGGGUCACAAAUUCCAUAUAGAGUUUUGAUGUUGGGUAGUGAAAAGGUUGGCAAAAGUUCCCUCGUGUCUCAAUUUAUGACCAGCGAGUAUCUCCACGCAUACGACACAUCCAUAGAUGAUGAUUCUGGUGAAAAAUCUGUAUCAGUCUUAUUGAGCGGAGAGGAAUCGGAAAUGACUUUCAUCGAUCAUGCAUAUAAUGAAAUGACGCCAGAGAAUUGCUUGUCAUCUUACGACCCGCAUGGCUUUCUUGUUAUUUAUUCAUCUGCAGACAAAACUUCAUUCUCGGUAGCUGAACGGAUACUGCAAGCUUUAUGGACGGGCGAGAAUAUUGCUCAGAAAGCUGUGAUACUUGUGGGAAACAAAGCUGACUUAGCUCGUAGUCGAUGUGUGUCAUCCGAAGAGGGAAAGGCAAUGGCAACAGCUUAUGAUUGUAAAUUCAUUGAAACAUCUGUAGGAAUAAAUCAUAAUGUGGAUGAAUUGUUGGUAGGACUAUUGACACAGAUCCGAUUGAAGUUGGAAAAUCCCGAAAAGUCAAGAGAUUUAUUCCGAAAACGUUCGUACAGAAAAUCAAAGAGACGAGCAUGUUCACCGUUAGGCACGACGUGUUUAUCAGGUAAUACGGGCACGAAUCCAAGUACACCAGUGGGACCAUGCAUUAUUGAUACCAGCACACCGCCAAACAGUAUCCAAAACAGUCCAAGAAAAUAUCGCGGUUCAAGAACAUCGGCAAGUCUGAAGGUGAAGGGUCUCCUGGGCCGAGUGUGGGCACGGGAUUCAAAAUCGAAAAGUUGUGAGAAUCUCCACGUGUUAUAAGUCAGUCGAUAAUUUAUUUCGCAACUGAGACUUUAAAUAACAUUCGAAACAAUCUUUCCGAUGAAUUUAUCGGUUGAUUUACGAAGAAAAAAAGAUUUUUUUAGACUUUUUCUUUAUUUUGAUGAGUUGUUUUUAUACCUUCGUGUAAGAGUUUUUUUUAAAUACAAUAUUGAAGUGAAAGAAAAUUUUUAUGUUUAGAAAAUAAUAAAAGAAGAGAAAAAAUGUUUUUAUGUAAUUGGCGGAAAUUGAAGAUCUGAUCUUGGUGUUCCUUUGUUCAUGAAGGAAGUGAAUGGUGAGAAAAAUGAUUUUCAUAUUUUCCUUCAGCAAAAAGAAGAAAGAAAUUUGUGAAAACAGGAAGUAAAGAAGAAAAAUGGCGUUGCUCAAGUUCAGAUGACGAUCCAAUGUUGAAAUUUAUUACAAAGUUGAGAAAUUAAUUUUAUUGUAGUCGAAUUAAGUAAAGUUAAUAGAAAUCGACUAAUGUACGUUCCUUUUACAUAAUAACAGAAGCAAUAAUGUUGUCAGAAUCCAUAAUUUAAUUUUCCCUCCUUCUUUUUCAAUUUUCCGCUUUCAUGAACUUUAAAGGAACAUAACAUUACUUAAAUUAAAGCAUCAAAUCAUGCAUGAACGAAGUUUUUCGUCAUCCCAUACAUAUUCCUGAGCUUUUCUCCAUCGAACAAGAUGUUUUCCUACUCUUGCAUGUUCAGUGAUAUAUUCCAACAAAGUUGAACGUUUAUAAACAAAAAUCGGAAGCAGGAAAAUAAAUUUUGAGAAAUGAAUCAUAAACUAGAAAAGAGAAAAAUUAUUCAAGCUUUUGAUUACGAUAAACAAGAAAUCUAGGCCACUUAAUAUGUUUUUAAGAAUACAACAACGAUGAUGAUGAUGCAAAAAUAUUAAUUUAUUUUCUUCCUAGCCGAUGAAAUGUAAAUCUUGAAAAGGAUCGAACAUUGAGUAACAUCAAAGCCUUAGACAAAAAGAAAUUCUCUCUUAAAUUUGUUAAUUCAUUUUUUUUCCAUCAGUUCAACAGUCAAACGCCUUUCCCAAAAUAGUUUCGAAAUGCGAUAAUAAAUGUAGAAGAAAUAGAAUAUCAUAUCAGCAGCUGAGUCAUCUCUAUAUUAAUGCCAUAAAUCUUAGAAACGCGAGUAGCAGCAGAAAAAAAAGAAACGAUGAAGGAAAGAAAUAUUUUUUAGAAAAAUCGUUAAACGUUGCGGCGAGAUCAGUUCAGUAGUUUUAUCGAUGAAUAUAAUCACAUAAACGACCAAGUUUAUCGUUAAUUUAAUAGCGAAUAAAGUUAUCGCCAGGUGCCUUCCCUUUAAUUUUCGAAUAAAAAUCCGCCAUAACAAAGCACAUUAAAUUUAAUUAAUUAAUCUCAAAAUCACUUUUACUUUCUUCCUACAAAAACUUAAAGAGUUUCUUUGAAACAUGUGUUAGUCUCGCUUCAUUUCUGUAUUUCAGACGAAUGCAUUUACAAACGUCAAACGUAAUUAUUGUCGAGAAGUCACGCGAUCAGGCUGCAAAAACAACAUUUUUACUUUAAAAUGUACUUUUAAAAUUCAUUUGCAUAAAAAAAUUGCUAAAAUCGUUUUAGCGCCACUGAAAACAUCGUCACGUUCAUUUAUAAUGUGCAAAUUUUUUAACAAAUCAUUCAUGACGAGAAAACAUAAUACUUAAUUGGCAAACGUUUUAGCGCCUACCCUUUCAAUUUACGUGCCAAAAUUGAACAUGAAACGGCUUUUUUGCAUCUUGUUUCAUCUAAAUGAACAAAUUUGUUUUCAUUCGCCAUCGUGGAGUAAAAAUUUUCUGUUAUUCUUUUCUUGUUUUCCAUCAUUUUAUGAUGCUUAAAAGAAAACAAAACAAAGUAACAAGCUUUAAGACGUCCGACAUAGCAUUUCAAAUAUGUGCACACAACACGUGUUCGGAACGAUUCGGGUAAAAAGUCGACAUUAAACCAUGUAGCACAAGACAGAAGUUAUCAAAACACUUAAUGUGUGUAUCAUAUCGAUUGUCGAAAGAAAAUUACCCAUUAUGUUUGUUUUUGCAUUUAUUUAUCUUGUUUCAACAAUGCUCUUAUUUGGUUCUAGAUGAAACUCGCUAAGAAACUUUGUAGAUGUGCUGCUUGAUGUAGGGAAAUGAACUGAUUUAAGUUCAAGAACAUUUCAAGUUUCCUCUCAAGACAAAGCACGAGAUGAAAGAGUUUAACUUAAAUACUUAUCAUGAACAUAAAUAAAUAUAAGUUAGAAUCAUGGGAGCAAAAGAAAAAUUAAUUGUAAAAGUAAAAAAAAAUAUUUGAAGCUCUUUAUCUAUGUUUCAUUCUACAUAUCUGUCAAUUUUUCUCACUAAGAAGAGAAUUUAAACCAAAGGAGGAAGGAGAAUGGAAAGUUGUGUUUAAAUGUUUCAAAAUAUCUUCUUGUUUAGCUUUAAGCUUUUUUCGAAUAUCAUUUAAAUGUGAAUUGAAAUGGAAGAAAAGAAGAAUGAAGGUAAAUCUCUUAAUGUCUGUAAUCUGAAUUCUUAUUGAUAUGAUGUACAUAAUGCAAUCAUAAAUGCAAUCAAAAUUUUAUGAAUUUUAUGAAAUCAAACAAUUUAAAACUGUGUAAAAAAACAAGAAAGAAAAUUAUUCUGAAUAAAUAAAUAAAUAAACAUUGUGAAAGCAAAGAAAUGCGGAAAAGUUUAAAAUGGAAU
Clunio marinus is the source of this 5704-nucleotide messenger RNA. The record is from the annotation of a GenBank genome assembly. Lineage: Eukaryota; Metazoa; Arthropoda; Insecta; Diptera; Chironomidae.